This is a messenger RNA of Plasmodium yoelii, 441 nucleotides long. RefSeq names its product conserved protein, unknown function. The transcript has a single exon. The coding region runs from base 1 to 441 and encodes 146 amino acids. NCBI's taxonomy places the organism in Eukaryota, Apicomplexa, Aconoidasida, Haemosporida, Plasmodiidae. The record is from RefSeq and is a predicted model, not a curated record.
AUGUCAAAUGAAAAUAAGCAUGCGGAAAAAGUACCAGACAAUCUAUUGUGUUUAAUUUGCUAUGAUGAUAUAAAUGAAAAUAAUUAUAUUGAAUAUAAAACGGAUGAAUAUAGUGAAUGGUACCCAAGUAUGUUUUGUAUGAACUGUACAGGUAUUUUAAUAGAUACACAAUAUCAUAAAUAUGUUGAUAGUGUCCAAAAAUCAGAUUGUUUAAAAGAACAAACUAGCUUAUUAAAAAUGGGGCCACCAAUAAAUGUUAAGGAUAAAAAUGGUUUUCCAUUAUCAGAUGGCAAGGAAAUACAUAGUCUUUGGUAUUUUUGUGAUAAACAAGUUCAUUCUGCAAAAUUAGAUGGUAGUUUAUUAGGAGAAGAUAGAAUGAAAAUGUGGGAAGAACUUAAAAAAUUUUUAAUAAAAGAUGAUAAUGAAAAUAUGAAUAAUUAG